This is a messenger RNA of Mytilus trossulus (common blue mussel), 1194 nucleotides long. RefSeq names its product AN1-type zinc finger protein 3 homolog. Gene Ontology annotation, molecular function: zinc ion binding; DNA binding. Bases 107 to 772 code for a protein of 221 amino acids. The record is from RefSeq and is a predicted model, not a curated record. NCBI's taxonomy places the organism in Eukaryota, Metazoa, Mollusca, Bivalvia, Mytilida, Mytilidae. The transcript is spliced from 6 exons.
CAAGACGCCCUCUAUUGGCAGGUCGAAUUAAUCGCUGGCGAUUGUCAAUCCGUCAGUCGCCAGGAACCAUCUAUUUUGCCCUGGAAACUACAGUUUCAUUGCAAAAAUGGAGGAUUCAAAGAGUAGUGACCAGCUAUUAUGUCCGUGUGGGUUUUACGGAUCAGCAAAGACCAUGGGACUCUGUUCAAAAUGCUACAAAGAAAAGUCAAAAGAUGUAAUGAAAAGUGCACCAGAUCACAUGAUUCCAACAAGUGAGCCAGCUUGUGUGUCAGUCAGUUCAACCUUUCCAGAAGCAAGCAGCUCAAAGGAAGAUAUUAGUGAUAAAGUACAAUUAAAUAAUAUAUGUGGUACUAAUAAUAGUACAAAUGGGACUGUGAUUAACACAAAUGAUAAAAAUACAAAUGGGAAUAAUUCACCUUCACCUACAUGUAGUACCUCAACUGAAAAUGCAGGACUGUCACCAGAAAAGAAAGGCAGUAAAAGGGAUAUAUCAAAUGUUGAAGCAGAUUCCACACCUGAAUCAACCCCAGAAAAACAAAGUCAGAAAGUGAAGAAAAGGUGUUUUCAAUGUAAAUGUAAACUAGAAUUGGCACAACGCCAGAUUGGAAGAUGUAAAUGUGACAAUGUAUUCUGUGCAUUACAUAGACUUCCAGAGUUACAUAAUUGUGAUUUUGACCACAAAGAAGAUGGCCGACGAGAGGCAAGAGAAAAAAUGGUCAAACCAGUCAGACAUCUAGGAACAUCAUUCAAACGUCUUGAUACUGAUACCUGAGGGACUGCAAAAACCGUUAACAGAUGCAACUUGAUAUGCAACCUGCUUCCAACAAAAAAUUGAUAAUGACAAUAAAUUAAUAUUUCACGGAAGUGUGAAACAUACUUCUACUGUUUAUGCAUGAAAAUUUGAAUUUGAAGUUUUUUUGUCUGUUGCACAGCUAUUUAACCCAUUUUAUGUAGAAUGUUGAUGCUGUGUAAUAAAAUAUGCUAGAGGUGUGAUUUCUUUGAUGGUGAACAUUUGAAAGAGUAGUAAUACACUGAACUAUUUAUACUAUUUUCUUUGUAUGUCAUUAGAAGAACACAUUGACCAUGUUGACCAAUGACUGCUAAAAAUAGUAAUACUGAAAACUGGGAAAUAUUUGUGACUUCUAUAUUUUCAUUAUAUACCAGCAAGAUCUUAUGUCAGUGAAAAUAAAUGCA